Molecule: messenger RNA, 2585 nt
Organism: Gambusia affinis (western mosquitofish)
Lineage: Eukaryota; Metazoa; Chordata; Actinopteri; Cyprinodontiformes; Poeciliidae
Gene: ldhbb
Product: lactate dehydrogenase Bb
Exons: 8
Coding region: 745-2034 (429 amino acids)
Biological process (GO): carboxylic acid metabolic process
Cellular component (GO): cytoplasm
Molecular function (GO): L-lactate dehydrogenase (NAD+) activity
Source: RefSeq, a predicted model, not a curated record
UAAACGUAUUUUAAGGUCGACGCAAAAGUCGCAAAAUAAACAGCUCAACGGCGCCACCUAGCAACUUUCAAAAACCCUCUGCGUUGACCUUAUUUCAUCACACAGACAUGAAAUUUGGUAGACUUGUAGAGCUCCUCAAAACGCACAGAAAAUACUGGUAAUGUCACAUUGCAAGUCAAAUAGGAAGUCGGCCAUUUUGGAUUGAAGUUCCGCUUUUCACUCCAUUUUUGACAUUUACAGCCUUCGCAUUUGAUCGAACUCCUCCUAGGGAUUUUGAUUGUUCGGCUUCAAACUUGAUUAGAUUGUUCAUAAGGCAUGGCCGAUUAAAAGUUAACAAAAGGGUGAGUUUUCGGACAUGCUGAAAGGGUGUUGCCAGGGGUCAAAGUUCACAUACUAGCCAUGAAACACAAAACUGCUAUAUUUCCUACACUUAGCUGAGCAGUGUAGGAAAUAUUCUCAUUUUCAAAUUAUGUUAGACAAUCAAAACUAAAACUAUGUAUACCUUUAAGAGCUGAAGAUGCAGGUAAUUGUGUUCCAUAAAUAAAUGUCCUUAAUGUACAAAUUUCAUUUAGAUUAAAGCAAACAGGAUGACGUUUCACUUCAUGAGAGUAUUACUGGAGGGAAAGUUGAGGUUCUUGGGUAGUGCAGGUGCAGCAGAUGGAAGCAGUGUUAAGGGAUUACAGUAACCCCUUUAGCAGUGUGCAGUCAGUAAGAUUAUAGUGUCCCGUCCUCCAUGAGGGGAGGAUGGCUCAGGGAGAGGAGGAGAGAGGAGAUCUGUGCAGCUCGCAAGCUCCUCCAUCCGGUCCUGAGUCACAUGUCAUCUACGCUGCUGCUGCUGCUGCUGCUGCUACUGCAGCACACCGGGAUACCUGCCUCGAUUUUCUGGACUGCACAGCCACCACUGUGGGAAGUGUCGUUGAUGCAGCUCUAAAGGAAGCACACCUUAGGUAUCCCCACCAGUCUGCCAUGCUGAUUACAUGGUGGUAUUUAUACCUAGCAGCUCGGAGCGUCGCCGAACAAACACUGAGAAUGGCUUCAGUGCUGCAAAAGCUGAUCACCCCUCUGUUCACCGGUACUCCCGAGCCCCCCAGGAACAAAGUGACAGUAGUGGGUGUGGGUCAGGUCGGCAUGGCCUGUGCUGUCAGUAUCCUGCUCAGGGAGCUGGCUGAUGAGCUGGCCCUGGUGGAUGUGCUGGAGGACAAGCUGAAGGGAGAGAUGAUGGACCUGCAGCACGGCAGCCUUUUCCUCAAAACCCCCAAAAUAGUCGCAGACAAAGAUUACUCAAUUACAGCAAACUCUCGCAUCGUUGUCGUCACAGCCGGAGUCCGUCAGCAGGAGGGGGAGAGUAGGCUGAACCUCGUACAGAGAAACGUCAACAUAUACAAACGCAUCGUCCCUCAGAUUGUACGAUACAGCCCCGACUGCACCAUCAUUGUUGUUUCCAACCCGGUCGACAUUCUGACCUACGUGACCUGGAAACUGAGCGGCCUCCCGAAGCACCGCGUCAUCGGCAGCGGCACCAACUUGGACUCGGCCCGCUUCCGCUUCCUGAUGGCGGACAAGCUUGGCAUCCACUCCAGUAGCUUCAACGGGUGGAUCCUGGGAGAACACGGAGACACCAGUGUGCCUGUGUGGAGCGGGACAAACGUGGCCGGAGUCAACCUGCAGACACUGAACCCCAACAUCGGCACAGACUUUGAUGAAGAGAACUGGAAAGAAACUCAUAAGAUGGUGGUGGAUAGCGCGUAUGAGGUGAUCAAGCUGAAGGGUUACACCAACUGGGCCAUCGGUCUGAGUGUGGCCGACUUAACAGAGAGCCUCAUAAGGAACAUGAACAGAAUCCAUCCGGUCUCCACCAUGGUGCAGGGCAUGUAUGGGAUCAGCGACGAGGUGUACCUGAGUCUGCCCUGCGUGCUGAACAGCGGAGGCGUGGCCAGUGUCGUCAACAUGACCCUGACCGAUGAAGAGGUGGCCCAGUUGCAGGCCAGCGCCAACGCGCUGUGGGACAUCCAGAGGGACCUGCGGGACAUCUAACCCACCACAAGGGGGCGAUGCAGAAACAUCUCCUCGGUUGCUCAUCACUCUGCAGUCACUGAAAACCAUUCAGUUCCACUUGCUGCGCCCCACUCACUGCUUCCUGUAGAUAUUGUUAGCUGUAGGUGUCAUUUUGAACAUUUAUAAAUGUUCGUGAGGAGAUCGAAGGUGGUAAAAACAGAGGGAAAUGUUUUGAUGUACACGCUCGGACACACAAAGUGUUGCUUUGAUACAAAAUAAAGAAGGUUUACUGGGGUGUGGCUUCGCUUAUUGACUGGUACACAUUAAAUAUACCCUUUUAUGGGCAUAGUGCUGCAGAAACACAUCACUCAAUGUCAUAAUGUGAGCUAAGAGCAUCACGUCUGACCCUCACAUGGCACCGUCAGUGAUGACAGGGUGGUGAUGUUUGACUGCAAGCUGUUGAUAUUCACUCAGCAUCUUAAUAGGUGACAGGUUUAAUUGACAGGAUAGGAAAGAAGGAAGGAAACAAACAAAGAAAAAGAAAGGAAGGAAGGACAUAAAAUGUAAAGAAUAAAGUUUGAAAAGCUAAA